Loa loa (African eye worm) is the source of this 261-nucleotide messenger RNA. RefSeq lists its product as hypothetical. Gene Ontology annotation, cellular component: nucleus. The annotation marks the transcript as partial. Lineage: Eukaryota; Metazoa; Nematoda; Chromadorea; Rhabditida; Onchocercidae. Gene Ontology annotation, molecular function: DNA-binding transcription factor activity, RNA polymerase II-specific; RNA polymerase II transcription regulatory region sequence-specific DNA binding. Gene Ontology annotation, biological process: regulation of transcription by RNA polymerase II. The record is from RefSeq and is a predicted model, not a curated record. The transcript has a single exon.
UCAAACAGAAGUAUGAAUGUCGUUAUUGUAAUGCGACUAUGGAGAUGAGAAAGGAAUAUUCAAAACACUUUGAAACGCACAAGGAACAAGGUUUAUAUAAGUGCACUUGGCCCACAUGUGACAAGAAAUUCCUUACCUCAAAGGGACUUCGAGAGCAUUACGUAAAACAUCAAACUAAAUUUCCAUGUGAAAUUUGUGGCUGUUUGCUUUCUUCCAAGCAUGCACUACAAAGGCACGAGAAGCAACACCGCGGUAUUGGAA